Messenger RNA from Chondrus crispus (carragheen), 879 nucleotides. RefSeq lists its product as hypothetical. The coding region runs from base 1 to 879 and encodes 292 amino acids. The record is from RefSeq and is a predicted model, not a curated record. Lineage: Eukaryota; Rhodophyta; Florideophyceae; Gigartinales; Gigartinaceae. The transcript is spliced from 3 exons.
AUGGCACUCCCAGAAUGGGUCAUUGCCGCACUUUUUGCCGAGGAGACGCAGCGGGAAGCACUUCAUGUUGCCCGGGUUGCCCACGCACCACAGGCCGGCGGCGGUGCCGGCGGCGGUGCACUCGCCUGCUGUGUCAACGCCCUUUAUGCAGCGGCCGGCGGCGGAGCACCUCAAGCCGUCAGCGCAGACCCAGAAGGGGUCCUUUCCGCAUCGGUCGCCCACCCUCACAGGCUUGAAGCACUUCUUGUUUCCGACGUUACCGACGCAGACGAGUCCCGAGCGGCAGACGUCGGUCGGGGCGUUGCACGACUUCUUCAAGCCUCUCGGGCGGGCGCACGUGCCUCUCGGGGAGCAAAUGAGCGGGGCCUGGCAGGUCCAGAAGGGGUCCUUGCCGCACUUGUCGCCCAUGAGGCGGGGCGGGAAGCAGCGCUUGUUGCCGAGGUUUCCGACGCAGACGAGGCCUGCGGCGCAGACGUCGCCGGGGUUGUUGCAGCGGGCCUUGACGCCGGCGGUGCUGGCGCAGCGGCCGACGCGCGAGCAUGUCAAGCCGUCCGCGCAGACCCAGAACGGGUCUUUGCCGCACUUCUCGUUGGCCGUGCGCUUGCGGAAGCACUUCUUGUUGCCCGGGUUGCCCACGCACGACAGGCCCGGGUAGCAGCCGGUGGGGUCGGAGUUGCACCUGCCCCCCUUGGCGAUCUGGUGGGCGGAGGUGUUGAGGACGGAGGCCGAGGCGGCGAGGGCCAGGGCGGAGAGGAGGAUGAGGAGCUUCAUUGGGCGGGGGUGGGUGGUUGGAUGGGGGUAGGGGGCGGGAUCGGCGCGGAGGGUUGUGGGAGGAUGGCGGAUGAGUGUUGGGAAGGGGAGAGACGGGGGUUUGUAUAG